Molecule: messenger RNA, 6647 nt
Organism: Arvicanthis niloticus (Nile rat)
Lineage: Eukaryota; Metazoa; Chordata; Mammalia; Rodentia; Muridae
Gene: Cep170
Product: centrosomal protein 170
Cellular component (GO): centriole
Molecular function (GO): protein binding
Source: RefSeq, a predicted model, not a curated record
AUGUGUGGGGCGUGUGUGGAAUAACGUUAUUGCCCAGCGGAACCGAGGGGGCCCCAGCUCCACAGCGGCGGCGACGACGACGAGGACAACGGCGAGGGGGUGGGGGGAGGACAGCGUGGCAGAGACUGACGGGACGCGCCGCGCCCCGCCUCCCGGUCCGGUCCCUCGGUGAGGGGAUAAUGUAGCUUUGCUAAGGAUUCAGAAGCUAAGCAGAAAUGAGCUUAACAUCCUGGUUUUUGGUGAGCAGUGGAGGCACUCGCCACAGGCUGCCACGAGAAAUGAUUUUCGUUGGAAGAGACGACUGUGAGCUCAUGCUUCAGUCCCGCAGUGUAGAUAAGCAACAUGCAGUAAUCAAUUAUGAUGCAUCUAUGGAUGAACAUUUGGUGAAAGACUUAGGCAGCCUAAAUGGGACUUUUGUGAAUGAUGUAAGGAUACCAGAGCAGACUUACAUCACUUUGAAACUUGAAGAUAAGCUGAGAUUUGGAUAUGAUACAAAUCUCUUCACUGUAGUGCGAGGAGAAAUGAGGGUCCCUGAAGAAGCUCUUAAGCACGAAAAGUUUACCAUUCAACUUCAAUUGUCCCAGAAGUCUUCAGAAUCAGAAUUACCAAAAUCAGCAAGUGCCAAAGGCACAGACUGCAAAGUGGAGGCUGCUGCAGAAGUGCAGCACAGAGCCACAGAAGCACUGAAAUCUGAAGAGAAACCUGUGGAUGUCUCUGCUGUACCCCGAGGCACUCCAUUGUACGGGCAGCCGUCAUGGUGGGGCGAUGAUGAGGUGGAUGAACAAAGAGCUUUCAAAGCCAAUGGCAAGCCUGAGGAAAAAAGUCAGGAACCUGGGACUUCAGGGUGCAGCAUAGAUGCCAAGCACGUGGAGGAACAGUCUGCAGCUGCAAGUGAAGAAGCACUUUUUCCUUUCUGUAGGGAACCAAGUUAUUUUGAAAUUCCUACAAAAGAAUUCCAGCAGCUAUCACAAAUAGCAGAGAGCACUAUUCAUGAGAUUCCAACAAAAGACACACCAAGUUCCCAUACAGCAGGUGCAGGGCAUGCUUCAUUUACCAUUGAGUUUGAUGACAGUACACCAGGAAAAGUAACUAUUAGAGACCACGUGACAAAAUUCACUUCUGACCAGCGCCACAAGUCAAAGAAGGCCUCUCCAGGAACUCAAGACUUGCCAGGAAUUCAGACAGGAAUGAUGGCACCAGAAAAUAAAGUAGCUGACUGGCUAGCUCAAAACAAUCCUCCUCAAAUGGUGUGGGAAAGAACAGAGGAGGAUUCCAAGAGCAUUAAAAGUGAUGUUCCUGUGUACUUGAAAAGGUUGAAAGGAAACAAACAUGAUGAUGGUACACAGAGUGACUCAGAGAAUGCUGGGGCACACAGACGCUGUAGCAAGCGUGCAACUCUGGAAGAACAUUUACGGCGCCAUCACUCAGAGCAGAAAAAGAAGGUCCAGUCUACUGAAAAGCAUCAAGACCAGGCUGCUACUAGCUCUACGCAUCACAGAGGGGGGCAUGGUGUUCCACAUGGGAAAUUGUUAAAACAGAAAUCAGAGGAGCCAUCGGUGUCAAUACCCUUCCUACAAACUGCAUUAUUAAGAAGUUCAGGGAGUCUUGGGCACAGACCAAGCCAGGAGAUGGAUGUAAUGUUAAAAAAUCAAGCUACUUCUGCCUCUUCAGAAAAGGAUAAUGAUGAUGACCAAAGUGACAAGGGUACUUAUACCAUUGAGUUAGAGAAUCCCAACAGUGAGGAGGUGGAAGCAAGAAAAAUGAUUGACAAGGUAUUUGGAGUAGAUGACAAUCAGGAUUAUAAUAGGCCUAUUAUCAAUGAAAAGCAUAAAGGUCUCAUAAAAGAUUGGGCUCUCAACUCUGCUGCAGUAGUAAUGGAAGAAAGAAAGCCAUUGAGUACACCUGGGUUUCAUAACUCAGAGGAAGCCAUAUCUUCAUCCGGAAGCAAACGUUGGGUUUCACAGUGGGCUAGUUUGGCUGCUAAUCAUACAAGGCAUGAUCCAGAAGAAAGGUUAAUGGAAUUAUCUGCAACUAUAGAAAAUGAGACAGAUACUGCUGAAGCUGGUGUUUCCCUAAGAAGUACUAGUUGUGCAACUUCCUUGGCUAGUCAGGGAGAGAGGAAGAGGCGAACUCUUCCCCAGCUCCCAAAUGAAGAGAAGCCUCUCGAGAGCUCCAGAGCAAAGGUCAUUACACAGAGGUCAGAGAUAGGAGAAAAGCAAGACACGGAACUGCAGGAAAAAGAAGCCCAGGUAUAUCAGAUGGAGAAGCACAAUGCAGACCAAGGCCUGAGUAAAGUGAGCAGGGCAGUCAAUGGUGAGAGUCCUAAAACUGGCGGAAACAGUAAAGCCCUCCUUCCCUCAGGAAGCUCGUCUAGCAAGGAGAAGGGCGAGACUGCUGAUCAGAUAACUUCUUUGGUAAAACAAACAUUGGCUAAAAUCCAACAGCAGGAACAAAAGGAGCAGGCCCAGUGGACUCCUGCUAAAUUUUCUUCAAAAACUGCCUUAGGCCAUAUAGAUAAAUGUAGGGAGGAAUCGUCUAAGCAAGAGUUUCAACUUGUAGAAAAAAUUUCAGGACAUUCUACAAGCAAAGGAGAAAGAGGAAUACAAAACGAAAGCAAAAGGAGAAAAGCUGAGGAAAUUCCAAAAAGUCAGACUUCAAAAGGAGACAAGAAGGAGUCUUCCAAGUCAUUGGUGCGACAAGGGAGUUUCACUAUAGACAAACCCAGUUCAAACGUCCCCAUAGAACUUAUCCCCCAUAUCAAUAAGCAGAAUUCAUCUGCACCCACUGCCUUAGCAUUGGCGUCUGCAAGUAGACUUCGAGAAAGGAGUGACUCUUUGGAUACUGAUUCUAGCAUGGACACAACCUUGAUUCUAAAAGACACGGAAGCAGUGAUGGCUUUUCUAGAAGCUAAACUGCGUGAAGAUAAUAAUAAAACUGAUGAAGGCCCAGAUACUCCCAGUUACAAUAGAGACAAUUCAAUUUCACCAGAAUCUGAUGUAGACACAGCCAGUACAAUUAGUCUGGUUACUGGAGAGACAGAAAGAAAGUCCACCCAAAAACGGAAGAGUUUCACUAGUCUCUAUAAAGACAGGUGUUCCACGAGUUCCCCAUCCAAAGAUGUUACAAAGUCAGGCAGUAGGGAGAAAAUUGAAAAGAAAGCAAAAAGUCGCUCUACAGAUGUAGGUGCAAGAGCAGAUGGUCGCAAAUUUGUACAGUCCAGUGGAAGAAUCCGUCAGCCUUCCAUAGACUUAACAGAUGAUGACCAGACCUCUAGUGUACCUCAUUCUGCUAUUUCUGACAUUAUGUCAUCUGACCAGGAAACAUAUUCCUGCAAAUCUCAUGGAAGGACGCCACUUACCUCAGCCGAUGAACACAAUAUACAUUCCAAACUGGAAGGAGGCAAAGCAGCAAAGUCUAAGACUUCUCCUGUUGCCUCGGGUUCAGCAAGUAAAUCCACCACUCUCCCAAGGCCUCGGCCCACCAGGACUUCCCUCCUGCGUAGAGCCCGGCUUGGUGAAGCUUCUGACAGUGAACUUGCUGAUGCUGACAAAGCAUCUGUUGCUUCUGAAGUGUCCACUACAAGUUCAACAUCAAAACCACCGACAGGAAGGCGAACCAUCUCUAGGAUUGAUUUAUUGGCUCAGCCUCGAAGAACAAGACUUGGCUCGUUAUCUGCCCGUAGUGACUCUGAAGCAACAAUUUCAAGAAGCAGCACAUCUUCACGCACUGCAGAAGCUGUCAUUAGGAGUGGAGCCAGACUAGUGCCAUCAGAUAAACUUUCUCCUAGAACUAGAGCUAACAGUAUCUCUCGGCUAUCAGACUCCAAGGUCAAAAGCAUGACCUCCACUCAUGGCUCUCCUUCAGUAAAUUCAAGAUGGAGGCGCUUUCCUACUGAUUAUGCUUCCACCUCAGAAGAUGAAUUUGGAUCAAACCGUAAUUCCCCUAAACAUACUCGUCUACGUACUUCUCCAGCCCUGAAAACCACUCGCAUGCAGAGUACUGGAUCAGCAAUGCCUGCUAGUUCUUCCUUCAAGCACCGGAUUAAAGAACAGGAAGACUAUAUCCGAGAUUGGACUGCCCAUCGAGAAGAGAUAGCCAGGAUCAGCCAAGAUCUUGCUCUCAUUGCUCGGGAGAUCAACGACGUAGCGGGAGAAAUAGAUUCAGUGACUUCCUCAGGCACUGCCCCUAGUACCACAGUAAGCACUGCUGCCACCACCCCUGGCUCUGCCAUAGACACUAGAGAAGAGUUGGUUGAUCGUGUUUUUGAUGAAAGUCUCAACUUCCGAAAGAUACCUCCAUUAGUUCAUUCUAAAACACCAGAAGGAAACAAUGGUCGGUCUGUUGACUCAAGACCUCAGCCAGCAGAGCAUCCUGAUCACUUAACGAUUACAAGACGGAGAACCUGGAGUAGGGAUGAAGUCAUGGGAGAUAAUCUGCUACUGUCAUCAGUCUUUCAGUUCUCUAGGAAGAUAAGACAAUCCAUUGAUAAAACAGCUGGGAAAAUCAGAAUAUUGUUUAAAGACAAAGACCGGAAUUGGGAUGACAUAGAAAACAAGCUAAGAGCUGAAAGCGAAGUCCCUAUCGUGAAAACCUCAAGCAUGGAGAUUUCUUCUAUUUUACAGGAGUUGAAAAGAGUUGAAAAACAGUUGCAAGUGAUAAAUGCCAUGAUUGACCCAGAUGGAACUUUGGAGGCUCUUAACAACAUGGGAUUUCCCAAUGCUAUCCUGCCAUCUCCACCAAAACAGAAGUCCAGUCCUGUUAAUAACCACAGCAGCCCCAGUCAGACGCCAGCACUUUGCCCACCAGAAGCUAGGGCCCUACACCCUGCUGCUGCGGCAGCGGCAGCGACAGCGGCAGCCUCCACUGAGUUUGAGAAUGCUGAAUCUGAGGCUGAUUUCAGUAUCCAUUUCAAUAGGUUCAACCCUGAUGGGGAAGAGGAAGAUGUUACAGUACAUGAAUGAUGACGUUCCCUUGUUUGUUAGAGACAUUACCCAUGGAGUGACUAGGGGUAUUGGAAGCAGCAUGAUGUUGACAUACAAAACAAGAGAGCUUGGUCAGCAACAACCUUGUUAUCUUUGUCUUCUUGAUUUAUUUAUUUAUUUUUACCUCUAAUGUGUUAUACCAGUCUUUGCAAACUACUCAGACAACCACUUGAAGCACACUUAGCAAGAGGCAGCUUUGCCUUUUGUUGUUCUGUGAUUUUUCAGAUUGAAUCAUAUUAUUGCAUCCUUUCCCUUCAUAGUUCUUUUUGUUGUUUGUUUUAAGCCAUGCUGUGACCUACAAACAAACUAAACCUUAGACACAUUUUUAAGCCCCUGUGUCUCCUGUGCCAAGCUGCUUCCUGAGAUGAACUUUCUCAUCCGCUGUACAGAUUGUUAAACCUUUCAAUUUGCUUCUUAAUACUAGGGUUUAUAUUAUUACUCACAGUCACUGGACACAGUGUCACCCUGCUCUGUAGAGUGAAGCAGACCCUCCACAGCAGCUGCCCUGCGUCCUGAGACUUUCCAACAAAGUGUGAUUUAUAACUGUUGCUAAGUAACUUGUCUUGGGGUUAUGGAAAUUAACUAUUAUGUUUGCACUAAGGUUUACUGGGAGUGGUAGAUGGACGUAUCCAUAUAUCAUUAAGGACUGCGUCUGUACAUAGGAAGUUGACAAUACUGUACUUGUUUUAAUCGCAGUGUUUUACUCCACUUUUCACACAGAGCCAUUUGGCACCUUUUCUUUCUUUCUUUCUUUUUUUUUUUCCUUUUUUUCUUUUUUUCUUUUCUGUUUUUCUUUUUAAGGAAAUAAGAUUUUCUCCUUUUAGAUUAAAUGACUAGAAAGGUUCAAUGUGACAGAUAGUUUAGGUGGAGUAUAUUUUUAAAAUUAAAAACAUGUAUAUUUGUCCUGUGUUACCAGGUUUUUAUGUUGCAGAAAUGCCUCUGGAGUGACCAUGAGGUUCAUUUUUCUUUAUUAGGAGACGUGAAGAAUCAGUAGUUGUGAGAGUAGUUGAUAGUUCCACUCCCAGUCAUUGAAUUGCUUCUGUGUUUCCCUGUAGGUCCAUAGUAAUCCUUUGUCAGUCUUACAUAUUUGUAAGGACCCUGCAAGACAGCAAUGAUGACUAAGGCUUUGGGCUUAUAGCUACUAAAAAGAAAGCCUGUGAAAAAUAUCUUCUCUAAACUUUGUUUUUGUUACUGUUUUGUUUUCUUUCCAGUAAGCUCACAUUUCGAUAAGUUUUUAAAUAAAGGAAUUAUUUUUGUGUUUCCAGAACACUAAUUUGGGUGAAUCUUAAUUCUUUUAAAUAUAUUAAUAGGCCUGGAUUUGUUCCAAAGGCUCAUUCGUCUAUAAAGAAGAAACUGCAACUUUGUGAUGUGGUCUUUGAUAUUUUAGCAAUAACCUAUGCUACAUUGUUUUAAGGAAAAGGUAACUAUACUUCAAGAUUUUUUUAGGAUCUAAGAAAUCCUAUGUCGUUGGAUCAGUUAAUAAAAAUGCAAAAUCUUUUUGUAAGAUGUAAAACAUAAGUUUGCUAUGUAAUGGAUCUCAUAUUUUUCUUUAAAUUAAAAAAAAGGACUUGUUCUCCUUGUAAAGCUAAAUUCACAGUUCUCAUGAAGUAAAACUUCAAAAGGGUUUCAACAAAUGUAAAAGGGAAGUGAGAUGCUUUGAAGAAA